CUCGGUGCUUUGCACUGCAUCGGCGGGGACGUUAGCAAUUUAUCCAGUUACACUGAUAAACUGAUUGAUUUAAUAAGUUUAGCUUCUCAGCUCAUCCUUUGACUGAAACAACCCCCUUUAACCCUGCUUUCCUCUAAUUGGCCGCUUUCUGCAAACAGAAGAUCAAAGAUGGCCCUCACACUAGUGUCCUCCAACAAGUGCGCUGGCGGCUUCCAGAAGGUUUUUGAACAUGAAAGCACUGAGCUGAAGUGUAAGAUGAAGUUUGCAGUCUAUCUGCCUCCAAAGGCUGAGACCGACAAGUGUCCCGUCAUGUACUGGCUCUCUGGCCUGACGUGCACGGAGCAGAACUUCAUCACCAAAGCCGGCAGUCAGCUCGGUGCUGCGGAGCACGGCAUCAUCGUCGUAGCUCCAGACACCAGCCCACGUGGCUGCAACAUCGAAGGCGAAGAUGAGAGCUGGGAUUUCGGCACUGGUGCUGGUUUCUACGUCAACGCCACCCAGGACCCGUGGAAGACCAACUACCGCAUGUAUGCCUACGUCACCGAGGAGCUCCCUAAACUGAUCAACGCUAACUUCCCCACCGACCCAGAGAAGAUGUCCAUCUCUGGCCACUCAAUGGGCGGCCAUGGGGCGCUCAUCUGUGCCCUGAAGAACCCGGGGAAAUACAAGGCUGUGUCUGCAUUCGCUCCCAUCUGUAACCCGAUGCAGUGUCCCUGGGGACAGAAAGCUUUCUCAGGGUACCUGGGCCCUGAUAGGUCCACAUGGGAGGCGUACGACGCUACCGUGUUGGCAGCUUCGUAUUCUGGUCCUCAGCUCGACAUCCUCAUCGAUCAAGGCCGAGACGACCAGUUCCUGUCAGCUAGCCAGCUUCUGCCCGACAACCUGAUCGCCGUCUGCUCCGAGAAGAAAAUCCCUGUCGUCUUCAGGCUGCAGCCGGGCUAUGACCACAGCUACUUCUUCAUCUACUCCUUCAUGAACGACCACAUCAAGCACCACGCCAAGUACCUGAACGCAUGAACAGCCGCCGCAGUUUGACCCCAGUCAGAUCACUCUGACCCUGCUGCUCUGCUGCCAUCAUUCACCUUUUGUCUCAUUUCUCCUCUGACUUCCUGUACCACUGAGUUCACUGAGUACCCGUUUCCUGGAAACAAACCAAACCAUGUCAGCUCACUGACAUUUCGUCCCACUUAGAAGCCUUUGUGCCUUCACUGUGAAAAGCACUUAUCAGAAUUCUCUGAGAAGAGAAACUUCUGUGUUUAGUAUUUUUGGGGGAGCUGUGGUUACAGCCACAACGUCUCUAAUAUCAGGAAGUAUUCCUGUGACCCGACUGCCAGCAUGUGGAUUUUCUUCUGGACUCGGAGCAGAGACUCGUCAGUCUUUCAUCAGAAUAAAAUAAAAAAAAUAAAUCUUGCUGAUGAA
Oreochromis aureus is the source of this 1419-nucleotide messenger RNA. It is a transcript of the gene esd, whose product is annotated as esterase D/formylglutathione hydrolase. Gene Ontology annotation, biological process: formaldehyde catabolic process. Gene Ontology annotation, cellular component: cytosol. The transcript is spliced from 10 exons. Lineage: Eukaryota; Metazoa; Chordata; Actinopteri; Cichliformes; Cichlidae. The record is from RefSeq and is a predicted model, not a curated record. Gene Ontology annotation, molecular function: S-formylglutathione hydrolase activity. Bases 169 to 1017 code for a protein of 282 amino acids.